GGGUAGUUUCCAGCGACGAGGAUGGCGUCACGUUACGUAAGGCGUUCGGUGCUCAGGCCCCGCCCCUCCCGUUAACCCAGAACUCCCUGGAAUGUUCCACAUCCUUCCCCGGUCACCGCGCCGAGCACACAAGUCACUGAGCUGCAGGGAGCGGGGCAGGGUGUGAGCGCGGAGGCUGCGGCAUGUUCUAUCCCUGAAAGAGCCUCCUCGGCCGGCUGUCCUGGAUUAUCGCUAAUAUUUGCAACCCACCAAACAUGUUGUGCUGGGGAAACGCUUCCUUUGGACAGCUGGGACUAGGUGGAAUCGAUGAAGAAAUAGUCGUAGAGCCCAGAAGAUGCAACUUCUUCCUCCACAAAAUAGUCGGGGAUGUUGGCUGUGGAAGCAGGCACACUGUUUUUGUACUAGACGAUGGGACUGUCUAUACGUGUGGGUGUAAUGACUUGGGGCAACUAGGUCAUGACAAAAGCCGAAAAAAGCCAGAACAAGUUGGAGCCCUUGACGCUCAGAAUAUCGUUGCGGUCUCGUGCGGGGAGUCGCACACACUUGCACUAAAUGACAAAGGUCAAGUGUUCUCCUGGGGUCUGGCUAAGGAUGGCCAACUGGGCUUCUCCAUAACAGAAGACUAUAUAAGAGUACCAAGAAAUAUAAAGAGUUUAUCUGAUGUGCAGAUUGUACAGGUAGCCUGUGGUCAAAAGCACUCAAUCUCUCUCUCCAGAGGAAGUGAAAUUUUUGUUUGGGGAGACAACAGAUAUGGCCAGCUUGGAUUGGGCUGUGAGCUCAAGAAGGAGACAACACCCAGGCCCCUGAAGUCCUUAUCUGGGAUCCCCUUUCAUCAGAUUGCUGCUGGGGGGGCACAUAGUUUUGCUCUGACGCCGUCAGGAGCCGUUUUUGGUUGGGGACGGAAUAAAUUUGGACAGCUUGGUCUCAAUGAUGACAGGGACAGAUAUUGUCCAUGCCUUCUCAAAUCAUUGCGCAGUCAGAAAAUUGUACACAUCUGCUGUGGUGAAGAUCAUACCGCUGCACUGACCAAGGAAGGAGGAGUUUUUACUUUUGGAGCUGGAGGAUAUGGACAGCUUGGUCAUAAUUCUACAAACAAUGAGAUCAACCCUAGGAAAGUGUUUGAACUCAUGGGGAACAUUGUCACACAGAUCGCUUGUGGACGACAGCACACUCUGGCCUUUGUUCCUUCAUCUGGUCGUAUCUAUUCCUUUGGACUUGGAGGCAAUGGACAACUAGGAACUGGGUCAACAUGUAACAGAAAAAGUCCUUUUACUGUGAAAGGAAACUGGAUAUCCCACAGUGAUUUCUCCCAGCAUCCUGUCAGUAUAGAUGGGUGCUACUGUGUGAAGAAAAUUUUUUCUGGUGGAGACCAAAGCUUUUCACAUUACUUUCAUGUACAGAACUGCCUUCCACCAGAUGACUUCCGGAAGUGUAACCAUUCCACACCAAUAUGGACCAUAAAUGAGGAGCUUAUUCAAAGAUGGCAGAAUUUCACAUCAGGAAGACUUCCAUUAGAUAUAGUAAAUGAAAUUGACAAAGUAUUCUCAUCGGCUGCUUGUAUAAAUGGAAGUUUUCUCUCUACCAGCAAUGAUGAUCAUUACCGAACAAGUGCCAAGUUCUCAGGGAUAGAUAUGAAUGCUGCUAGACUCCUGUUUCACAAGCUGUUGGAUUCAGCACCACAGCAAGCUGUACAGCAGGUGGCUGCCAGCUUGGAAAAAAGUCUCAUACCAAAACUACCAAGUUCCCCACCUGACAUUGAGGCUUUGAGACUGUACCUCACGCUGCCAGAGUGCCCUCUUAUGACCGACCCAAACAACUUUUUGUCUUUAGCAAUUCCGUUUGGGACUGCAAUUAUUAACCUUGAAAAGACUCCGUCAAGAGUUCUUGAAAACUGGUGGUCUACCCUUGAAAAUCCAGGGUUCAUGCGAGUAGUGCAGCUUUUCAAAGAUGUUGUGUUGCAUCUAUUGAAUUCUCUAAAAGUUGGAGUUCCUCAUGCGGAAAGAAGAACUUUCAACACUUUUCUUAAUAUUGCCCUGAAGGUUUUGGAGAGUGUGCAUAGGGUAAAUGAAAGAUCAGGACAGAUUAUACCUUAUGAUAAAUUCUACAUCCAUGAAAUACAAGACUUAAUAAGUAUCCAGCAUGACUAUCUGGCUUGGAUCCAGCAACAGGCACUUGGUAUGGACGUAAACCAGGGAUUACCUGAGGGACCAGAUGGCUCUCUCACAAUUUGUACAUAUCCAUUUGUUUUCGAUGCACAAGCUAAGACAACGCUUCUACAGACGGAUGCCGCCAUACAGAUGCAGAUGGCGGUCGAUCAAGCCAACAGACAGAAUUUUUCAUCACUGUUUCUUCCAGUGGUUGAAUCGGUGAACCCGUGCCUAAUGUUAAUCGUCCGCAGAGAAAACAUUGUGGGGGAUGCUAUGGAAGUUUUAAGGAAAACCAAAAACAUUGACUACAAGAAACCUUUAAGGGUUAUUUUUGUGGGUGAAGAAGCUGUUGAUGCAGGUGGAGUACGUAAGGAGUUUUUCUUGCUCAUAAUGAGAGAACUUCUAGAUCCAAAGUAUGGAAUGUUUCGUUUCUAUGAAGAUUCCAGACUCAUUUGGUUUUCAGACCAGACCUUUGAGGACAGCGAUUUGUUCCAUCUCAUCGGUGUGGUUUGUGGCUUAGCAAUUUACAACUUUACUAUUGUUGAUCUUCACUUCCCUUUGGCUUUAUAUAAGAAACUUCUGAAGAGGAAGCCAACCUUAGAUGAUCUAAAGGAGCUGAUGCCAGAAGUUGGCAGGGGCAUGCAGCAGCUGCUGGACUACAUGGAGGAAGACCUUGAAGAGACCUUCUAUCUCAAUUUUACAGUUACGGUGGAUAAAUAUGGAACUACAGAAAUCAAGGAACUGAUUCCUAAUGGUGCAGAGACACCGGUGAACCAGAAAAACAAGCAAGAAUUUGUAGAUUGCUAUGUGGACUACAUCUUCAGUCAUUCAGUGGCUUCCUUAUUCAGUGCGUUCUUUGCAGGCUUUCACAAGGUGUGUGGAGGCCGAGUGCUAGACCUCUUCCAACCAAAUGAGCUGCAGGCCAUGGUUAUCGGCAACACAAACUACGACUGGAAGGAGCUGGAGAAGCUUACUGAAUAUAAAGGAGAGUACUGGGCAGAUCAUCCCACCAUCAAAAUAUUUUGGGAGGUUUUCAAUGAGUUACCACUUGAACAGAAAAAGCAAUUUUUAUUGUUUUUGACAGGCAGUGACCGGAUACCAAUUCUUGGAAUGAGAAGCUUAAAACUUAUAAUACAGCCGACGGGCGGAGGAGAAUGUUUCCUACCUGUUGCCCACACGUGUUUCAAUCUCUUGGAUCUCCCAAAAUACACCUGCAAAGAGACACUGCGAGAAAAACUGAUCCAGGCUAUUGAUCAUUACGAAGGCUUCAGCCUUGCAUAAAGGAGACUUUCCGCCUUCUCCACUUUACUUUGCAGCCUUGAGUACCUGAGCCAUGCCAAGAUGAUAUUUAAGAUUCUAUAUAAUUUAAGUUUUCUUAGAGCUGUUUAUACCAUUAAGGCAGAAGACCUGUACAGGCUGUGGACACCACCUUGUACAUACCCGUGAGUGUCGCUUUCUCCCAAUUUUCAAAUUGGACUUUCUCUACAAUGAGUGAAUUUAAGUUCAUUUACCUCUAUAUUGUUUAUAGCACUCAACACAUUUUAAACAAGUCUGUGAAAAAAAAUCAAACUAAUAAAAGUUUUUACUUUA
Bufo bufo (common toad) is the source of this 3737-nucleotide messenger RNA. RefSeq names its product HECT and RLD domain containing E3 ubiquitin protein ligase 4 (gene HERC4). Gene Ontology annotation, molecular function: ubiquitin protein ligase activity. The transcript is spliced from 25 exons. The coding region runs from base 255 to 3428 and encodes 1057 amino acids. Gene Ontology annotation, cellular component: cytoplasm. Gene Ontology annotation, biological process: ubiquitin-dependent protein catabolic process; protein ubiquitination. NCBI's taxonomy places the organism in Eukaryota, Metazoa, Chordata, Amphibia, Anura, Bufonidae. The record is from RefSeq and is a predicted model, not a curated record.